Molecule: messenger RNA, 859 nt
Organism: Clupea harengus (Atlantic herring)
Lineage: Eukaryota; Metazoa; Chordata; Actinopteri; Clupeiformes; Clupeidae
Gene: mrps33
Product: mitochondrial ribosomal protein S33
Cellular component (GO): mitochondrion
Source: RefSeq, a predicted model, not a curated record
GAGUACCUUGUCAUUAGAAGGUGAAGUGUCAAGUAGUCAGAUAGUCCAAUACAUUUAUCGUUUCUUAUUUAUACCCUUUCGUUGCUUCGUAGUUAGGCUUCUUAUUUACACACUAUGAAGUAUUUUUCGUGAUAUAUGUUGCAUGUUAUACAGCAUAUAUCUGGGUACAGCGAGCUGUUAAUGUUUGAAUAAGUUAUGGCUGGUCUCUCAAACUACGCUGUGCGCAUGGCGCGUCUCAGCGCGCGGAUAUUUGGAGACGUUGUGCGUCCAACUGAUACCAAGUCAAUGAAGGUAGUGCAGCUUUUCAAGGAACAGCCAAUGGCCCAAAGAAAAGAGGUAUAUGACUGGUAUCCGCAACACAGAAUCUACUAUGCUAUGACCCAGAAGUUGAGAUACAUGGGACUGUUCAGGGAUGAGCAUGAGGACUUCAAAGAGGAGAUGCGGCGACUCCGGAAGCUACGAGGAAAAGGGAAACCUAAAAAGGGAGAAGGCAAGAGGGCCACAAAGAAGAAAUAACAUGGACAUCCUUUACACUCUUCCUUGUGUAUAUCUAAUCAAUGGCUGAGAAAAUGCUCUAUAUAUGAAAUGCACAAGUUAUCGUCCAAGAAACUACCAGGCAGGACCUUUUCCCAAGGACAUGUGCAUUUUGUUCAUUGUAUCAGAUCAAUCUUAAAGGUGAUGAUACCUUGCUCCACUAGGGUAUUCCACCUAGUAGGAGUUUCCUGUUGGUUUUCAAAGUGUGUGAAUUUCAUUUAAUCUGACCAUACAGACUGUGAGCUCUCACCAUACUAUAGAUCUCCACAGUAUCUUUUACAUGUGUUAUAAAUGACUGGUGUUCAUAAAAGUACUAUGUGCAUUU